UUUUUUUAUUCCAAUACUAUGUUGUCAGGAAGAUGUCGUACAGGAAGUUGAGAUGUUUCUGUUCACAAACACGUGUACUGCUGCGUCGAAUCAUUCGAAAAAUUGACUAAAUAUAGAUUAAGAGCGGCGCUAUUGUUAGAUUCAAGUAGUGUUUUCGUUGCGUUUCUUCUUCGAUUUCGCUUUCGUAUAUACUCGUCAUGGGGCUAGUUGUAAAUUUAUGAUGCCAGAAAAUUUGCCAAGCAAUCGCAAUUAGUAUAUGAUUUAAUAUUUCCAUAUUUUAUUUUAUAAAUUGUACGCAGUUCUUUUGGCAUAAGUUUCUUUCUUUUUCUGGAAAUUGUUUUUAUAAACAGUGAUUGACGUUGUCUUUUUAUUUGCCAGAAUGAUGCACGUUAGAUAAACUAGUUGAUAGUUUCUUCACAAUUUGUAAGUUCAAAUACUAUUCAAGAUUUACUGAAUGAUAUUUAUCACUUUUAAUUUGUGAAAACUAAUUUUUAUAUUAAUAUAAAAUAUAUAUAGAAUUAAUAUACAAAUUAAUAUUAACGGUAUAUGAACAAAUAAGUAUGAUCAAUUUUAACAACGAACAUGUGCCAACAGCACUUGAAAGCAGUAAUUGCUACUUACGAAAUCUUAAUAGGAAUGUUGGAUCAUAGACAGACUAACAAAAUGUAAAAUAAAGUAAUAAUAAGUGUUACGUUUAUAAAAUAAAUUAAUAUAAUAAUAAUUUUAACGAUAUAAUGACUCUUUUUGUAUAUGUUAUGAUAAAAAAUAGAUUAAUAAAAUGAUUUUUGCGUAUUAUAUUUGCAUAUGAUAAUUUAGUCAUUAUUUCAUGAAUUUAUUAUUAUGAUAAGAAAAUAAUUAGAUUUGUAAAUUCCAAUGUAAGUUAAUUUAUGUAUACAAUUAUAUAUAUAUAUAUAUAUAUAUAUAUAUAUAUAUAUAUAUAUAUAUAUAUAUAAAUUAAUAUAUUUAUAUUGUAAAAUUGUAAAAUAUAAUUUAUUACGAAAUUUUUUCUAAUUUUUUACGAGUUAAUAAUUUUAUCGUUUAUUAUUUAAUAGUUCGUUCAGAUCAAGUUUUAUUUUAUAAUUCGAAAUUCAAUUACAAAGUUAAAUAUUUAUUGACACGCAUUUAUUUCACAACAUUUAUUUCGAUAUAAAUAUAAAAAAUAUUCUAGAUAAUUGAAUUUAUAUUUUCUUUUAUUAUUCAGGAUUGAAAAUAUCUUUUAGAUUUAAUUGCAAUAACUAAUUCACAUAAAUUAUUUUCAAAAUUCAAAUAAGAAUAUUGUUUACGAUAAAAUGAAUUUAUCAUUAAACAAAUAUACAUAUGUCAUAUAGUAUAUGUGUAUAAGUCAUAUAACUCUUUAUAUACAAUGCAACAAACGUCAAAUCUCUCCUUCUUCAAUGCUCGGAUCACAACAACAUUAAACAACGAAUUCGAUUCCUCGCCAAAAAACCGAUCACCUCAACGAUCCAGGAAGUUUACUGAAGCUAAAGUACCGACUCUCUAGAUUACUCUACUGGCGUUAUACGGAAAUGGCGAGCGCGCAUGCGCGUCUACCGAAACAAACGCUCCGCCGUCCACGCGCACGCGGUCUUUCGAAACGAUAUUUUUAGAGAAGUGAGUCGCUGGCCGCAAGCAGCGACGGUAGUCAAGUGUCGUCGUUGACCCUAAGGAAAUCGAACCCUAUGAACCACGAUUCCACGGAUGACCACCGGAUAUUUUUCUCCAAUCAUUAUCGAGCAGAGUGAACAAAUUUCAAAUCACGACACGUACGAGAAGAUUAACGUUUUCAGUGAAAUAAGUGCAACAUGGGCGCGGCUGGCAGUAGUAACAGAGCACCGUCCCCGUCGGCAUUUUUGAGGGGACGUAACGAGGAGGCGUUUGUCUACGGUGCAGAGGAAUCCUGGUGUCCGGAAUACGCGAACGAAAAUAUACGACAAAGGACGAGGGCCAACGCGUUCGACGUGGGUGAAGAACCUCGAUCUCAGGGUCCGAGUCCUUACGCGACCUUCAGAGAUGAAGAGUCAUGGUGGAGUCAAAGACCAUCGGCUCCGAGUUUGUCGAACUUGCGAUCUCCUCAGCGAGAAACAUUAUUGACGUACGCAGCGCAGAUGACAGGUUGGCAGACGGCCGAGGGGCACGGCCCUUCGUUCUCUCAUCACCAAGAAACUAUGGAGCUGUGGAAAAUGAUCUCGCAUCUCUCAAAGGCUAAUCAACAAUUGGUCUCCGCGCAUACCGCAACUUUGGCCAAUUUGGAGGCACUAUACAUCGAGUUAGCGAGGGAAAAGAAACUCAGAAGACGAGCAGCCACCUCAUCUGACACGAUGGACGAAGCUUUGAAGAAAAGACUAACGAUGGAGGACAGGGUUGAUGAAGAUGAUGAGGAAAGGCGGAGGAUGGAGGACAGAAUCGAGAGAUUGGAAAAUCUUUUGGAAGAUGGUUGGGACACUUAUGAAUAUAGGCAGAGGGAUAUUCGUCAGGAAAAAGAUAGGAAGCUGAGAUCAAGGAUAGAGAGAUUAGAGGCGAUAGUGAAGAACUCUCGAGAACUUGACAAGGAAGACGAACGACAAAAAUUUACAACGAAUAUUUGUGAUUCAACGAGGAAUCAAGACUUACACUGUCGACGGAUAAUCGAUGAUCUUUGUAAUAAGCUUCCAAGUAGUAUUGAAGUAGUACCUGAACACGAGUUUAAAAUGCAAAUCACGACCGACGAGGCUCGAACGAAGAGCAUUUCUAGAGUAAAUAUCGGACAUGUUGAUGAGCAAUUCGAAAGAUCGAGGUCUAAGGACGAAACAGAUUAUUUGAUGAAGCGUUUGCAUUUAGAAGAGCCUAAGGAGCAAGAAUGUAGAAUAAGUGAUGAAGAGGAACGGAGUUUCGAUAGGAAGGAAGUGAUUAGGUUGUUAGAGGAAAUCGAAAGUCUGAAGGCCCAGCGAUUGGAAUAUCGGCAUGAAAAUGAAAGAUUGGCGAAAGAUUUGGCGGAGCAGAGGGCGAUAGUGAAGAAGUUAACGAAAGAUUAUGAAGAAUCAAAGGCACGACAGGAACAAAUAGAAUUCAGUUUUCAAAAACAUAGGGAGGAAUACGACAAACUAAAGAUGAAAUUUGAUGUCGCCACGAAGGAAACGGAAAGGCUGUUGAAGGAAAUUGACGAGUUCAAUGUGUUAAAGAACAUUGCUGAAGCGAGAAUCUCUAAUCUCGAACAAGAUUUGCAAAACUCGUUGUUGGAGAAGGAGGAAAUCAUAAAUAUCGAGAGCCAGAAGACUUUAAAAUUAAAAGCACAACUAUCAGAGGAAGUUUCUGAUAAGAAGAAGCAGAUAAAGGCUCUUGAAGACGCUUUGGAUGAGAUUCAAAGACUGAAGGAGACUAUCAAGACUGAAAGAAAGGACAUGGAUGAUGACCUAAAAGAAGAUAUUGGUCCAAUAGAAUCAAUAGAUGAUCCACAAGAGAGUCCCCCUACUGAUCGCGCAAUGAACAUUGAAGAAUUCAAGAAAGAAUUAACCUUGAAGAGGGAAGCCAGACAAAGAGCAAUAGCGGCAGUUUCAUCAGAAAUGGAGCGACUCAGACGAGAAUUAGAUGCGGAGAAAGAAGCUCAUUCGGAGACUUCGAGAAUGUUGGAUCUUUUGAGAUCUGCUCAGAACGAUGCACAAGCUCAAACGAGCGUGGUAAAUAAUACUUUAAAAAGGUGUACAGAUAUUGAUCAGAAACAAGACGAGCGUGAUUUAGUUAUGCAACGUUUGGAGGCUCAACGAUUAUCCAACAUUUUGAAGAUAUCCGAUGAGUUGAGGAGCGACAUCCGCAUUCAAAUAGACAAAGCAGAUGAUCUCCGCUAUCAGCUGGAAACGGAAUCCGACCAGCAUCGGUAUCGCAUUCGUUGUUUGUCAGACUUAACCAACCGGACGCGAGAAGCCGUUUACCUCAGGGAACGCCGUGCCAACGAGCUGAAGGAUCACCUAGCGCAGAUUCUUCUCCAACUUGGAGACAGAAGCUUCUUGGAAUUGAAGGACGACGUUGGUUUGGAGUGCGAACGUCAGCUAGAGAAUAUCAAUAGCCUGAAGAGCCUCUACAACGAAAGGCUGAAAGUGCUGAACGAACUGAAGGAGACUGCCAUCAGGGAGCUCGCGGAGACCAGGGUGAGAUUAGAUCACUCGAUAAAACAAUGCGAGUGUUUGGAGGAGGACUUAAAGAAGGCUGACGAGAAGAUCGAUGCACAAGAUACGGAGAUAACAAAUUUGGAAUCCCAAUUGGGUCUCACUAAGGCGGAUUGUAGGGAUCUCCAGAAUCAGAUGUCAUUAAUUAAUAGCUUGUUCACGCAAAUGCUAUUAGGUGCCACUUCUGCUGACAUGGAUCUUGAUCGAUUAACUCAAUUACUUCAGGAGAAUCACGAUCUGAUAUGCGACAUGGCGAGAGAGGAAGGCACCGAGGCUGCAGCACUUCCAAAACUUCUUCUCGACUUAAUCGAACAAGUCGAGGGCAGUAAAGUAUCUGAAAAACGUGCUGAUAGUGAAAACGGAAUUGAAGGUGAAGCAGAGAAGAAAGAAGACGACUUGCAGCAAGAAGAUAUAGCCCAUAAUUUGCCCAAAGUAUGGCGUGUUCUGUUGGAAUUGUUGAGUUGUCAUGCAGAAGGUGCUUCAUCCGCUUCCGCAACAUCUUCCUCGGACCCCAAUAUCUGUUACAAGUCUGUCGAUACUCCGACUGGUCCCAGAUUAGUGAUUUCAGUUAGCAAAACAUAUAUUCGUCUGAAGGAAUUGAUAUUAGAGAAGAAACAUUUGGAGAAGGAGAUGAACAGAAUGAAACAGUUGAACGUCCAUUUGGAAUGUAAACUCGGAGAGCAAGAGAAGAGAUUAUCAGCAGUGUCAGCGGAAUUGAGCAAAACUUGGACGAUAGUCGAUCGAAUGCAGGUCCAACACCAUCAACUUCACACACAUGAGAAAAUUUUGCGAUACGAAUUGCAGCAAAAGCGCAAAAUGUUGCAAGAGUUAAAACAAGAAUUGGAAUACUGUCGCGAGAAAUGGGAAUCGGCUAGACAAAAAAACACAAAUACGGAGUUGGAAUGGAGAAGCUUGAGGCGAGAGUUUGCUGCUAGGAAAGCUUUAGUUUCUCAUGAUUCUUUCAACAACAGUGCGGAAAGUGGAUUCAGUGAUGAACGAGGAGAUGAUACUGAUGAAGAGGACAACGCAGUGGAAGGAAGAAUUAGACUAGGUCCACGCAGAAGACCGCGAAAGGAGAAUCCUCGAGCACCGACGCCAGAUACAGAAUCGGAGCAGCCAACAGACACGGAACUAUCCGAGCCGAAAACAGGUUGCUCGGCAACAUUAGAACAGCGAACACCUACUCCAGAAACGGAAGCAGAGUUAGAUGACAAUGAAGUAGCAGAUGUAACUUUAAACAUUGAAUCUACAAAUAUAACAGAGUCACCAAUUCCUCUUUCGCAGCAUUUGAUGUCGGAAAGUCCACAGGAACCGUUAAAUCCUCUGGAUCAAGCUUUAACAAACGUCAUCCAGGAUCUCAUAGGAAUAGAAAGCAUAACCUCGGCAAACUUUGCGAGUCAAAAUGACGAAAGUAUGAUAAAAGACAUGCCCAAAGAAAGUCGUUCAGAAGAACUAGACAUCAAGGGGCCAACUAUAGAAUCUUGGUCUACAUCUUCAGAAACCAUUGCCAAAGAUGAUCUUAUCUUCGAUAGCUCGUUAGAUAAUCAGUCAUUGAUAGCAAUUGAUCAAAAUCCAACAAACAUGGAUGGUGAGAAAACAAAGAACGAAGAAUCUCUAAUAUCGUCCUAUGUAACUAAUGUGACUAGUCCAACCAGUAUACAGCCUGUCUUCUCUAUCGGGCCCUUUCCUUCCAGCGUGCCAUCUUCGAUCGUGAAAAACGUUCAAUUUAGCGAUCCACUGAUCGUCGGUCCAUCUAAUCCAUUUUUUUCUCCAGUUUUUGGCUCGUCUUUGUCAAACAUACGAGUAUCAUCGUCUUUCAAUUUAUCAGUGAGCGAAGAGAUGGAAGCCAAGGAAAGACGAGGCGCUAGAUCAUUAGACAACGUCGUUGAUUCGGAUAACGUGUCAAUAGAUUCAUCAUCGAGUUUGGAAACGGUCAAAGAGUUCUCUACUGAGAGUGAAUCUGGUUCCUCGUGUUUGUCAGGUGAAACUGGCAAACGAGUCACCAGUUUGGAGGCUGGUGGGUUAAUGAAACAGGAGGAAAAGAAAGUUGUUGGUGGAAAAAAUAGAACACCGGAAGAGGUUUUAUCAGCUAGGGAAGAUAGAUUGAAAAGAUUGGAAGAACAGGCUAAAUGGUUAAUGAAUAAAAUGAACGCGACCAAUAGGAGAGGGUCUGCAUUGAGCACUAGACUUGAAGAGCUUCACGAGGUCUAUGGGGAACCACCAGUACCUCCUCCUAUGCCUGAUGUUUUGCCUAGUAGAAGAUUAAGGACCACAUUGUCAGAUCUACCUCGUCAGGUACCUGAAUCAUCGACUACUGAGGAUACUAAAAAUAUCGAGAAACCCGUCUCGAGUGGCGAUUCUAAUGAACCAUCAUCCGAUAACACGCCUUGAGACGCCUACACUUUUUUAAUUACACGAUUACGCCGAGUUUAUUUCCGUCGAAUACGGAAAUGUGAAAAUCACGCGUUCCUCGCUCGUGUUUUGUCUCGAGAAACGUGUUGGCUCCCAAAGAGGAAUUAUAUAAUUUGAGAUGACAUGACCAAUUUCUCAAAUUUUCAUCUUCAGAAAUAAUCUAAGUAUAAAUCUAAAAAUAUCUAAAAAUCUAAAAAUCUAAAUCUAAAAAUCAGAAAUAAUCUAAAAAGUAGAUUAAGAAUAAUCGAUCUAUUUCUUAAACUGAAAUUAAAAAAAAAACGUAUGAAUUAAAUGUGUUGUCUCUAAUAUAAUCAAAUAAUUAAAUUUUUGUAAUUUUAAGAAAGACUUUGGAACAUAUCAUUGAUUCAGAGCUAUCAAAUAUUUCUAUUAAAUAUUCUUUUUUUUUAUCUUUAUUUUUUUCAAGUACGAAUCUUUUUUUAUUAUCAAUAUGCCGUCAUUUUAUCAAUGUAACGUCUCAUUGUUCCUAACUGAGAAUUUGUGAUCACUUUUGAAUCCGUUCCUGUUUUGUACCUUAUACGAAUUGUACCUACUAAUUUCGCUGUAUAAAUAAAGAAUUUAUCAAAAAACCAACAA
Messenger RNA from Apis cerana (Asiatic honeybee), 7145 nucleotides. Its product is annotated as trichohyalin. NCBI's taxonomy places the organism in Eukaryota, Metazoa, Arthropoda, Insecta, Hymenoptera, Apidae. The record is from RefSeq and is a predicted model, not a curated record.